Lontra canadensis (Northern American river otter) is the source of this 1141-nucleotide messenger RNA. RefSeq names its product nerve growth factor (gene NGF). Lineage: Eukaryota; Metazoa; Chordata; Mammalia; Carnivora; Mustelidae. The transcript has 3 exons. Gene Ontology annotation, biological process: cell surface receptor protein tyrosine kinase signaling pathway; memory; nerve growth factor signaling pathway. The record is from RefSeq and is a predicted model, not a curated record. Bases 272 to 997 code for a protein of 241 amino acids. Gene Ontology annotation, molecular function: nerve growth factor receptor binding; growth factor activity.
CCGAGCCCCGAGAGGGACGCAGCGCGGGCAGGGGCGCGGGCUAGCGCGGCUGGGCUCCCUGGGAGAGAGUGCAUGGAUCCCGGUCUGGCGAGAUCUCCGGGCACCCUCGAGGCUCCCGCGGGCUGAAGUGCAGCCAGUCCUGGCCCGUGGUUGUGCAGUCCAGGGGGCUGGAUGGCAUGCUGGACCCAAGCUCAGCUCAGUGUCCGGGCCCAAUAACGGCUUUUCCAAGGGAGCAGCUUUCUGUCCUGGCCCCACCGAGGUGCACAGCGUAAUGUCCAUGUUGUUCUACACUCUGAUCACAGCUCUUUUGAUCGGCACCCAGGCAGAAGCCCACCCCGAGAGCCAUGUCCCAGCAGGACACGCCAUCCCCCAAGCCCACUGGACUAAGCUUCAGCAUUCCCUUGACACAGCCCUCCGCCGAGCCCGCAGCACCCCGGCGGGGGCAAUAGCUGCGAGGGUGGCCGGGCAGACCCGCAACAUCACUGUGGACCCCAAACUCUUUAAAAAGCGGCGACUGCGCUCACCCCGCGUGCUAUUCAGCACGCACCCCCCACCUGUGGCCGCAGAUACUCAGGAUCUGGACUUGGAGGCCGGCGGAGCCGCCUUGGGCAACAGGACUCGCAGGAGCAAGCGGUCGUCGUCCCACCCUGUCUUCCACCGGGGCGAGUUCUCGGUGUGCGACAGCGUCAGCGUGUGGGUGGGGGACAAGACCACCGCCACGGACAUCAAAGGCAAGGAGGUGAUGGUUUUGGGGGAGGUGAACAUUAACAACAGCGUGUUCAAACAGUACUUUUUUGAGACCAAGUGCCGGGACCCCACGCCCGUGGACAGCGGGUGCAGGGGCAUCGACGCCAAGCACUGGAACUCGUAUUGUACCACGACCCACACCUUUGUCAAGGCGCUGACCAUGGACGGCAAGCAGGCUGCCUGGCGGUUUAUCCGGAUUGACACAGCCUGCGUGUGCGUGCUCAGCAGGAAGGCUGGGAGAAGAGCCUGACCUGCAGGACAGCCCCCCCCCCCCAGCUCCCCCUCCACCCCCUCCUGGGCCCCUCCCUACCUCAACCUGUAAAUUAUUUUAAAUUAUAAGGACUGCAUGGUAAUUUAUAGUUUAUACAGUUUUAAAAAAUCAUUAUUUAUUAAA